CAAACAAAUGAUGGUCAUUAAACAGAAACUGAACCGUUCAUAUUAGUCAGUGGACUGCCAGGUGUCGAUCACAAGUAGCAUUUAGAGCUGUUAGUGUUAAAAUAAUCUUUAACUGUUAAACCAAAACUUCCUGUUUCCUAAAUGCAACUGUGUGUUCAUCACCAGACUCGGCUUAUUUUCUGUCUACACAUUGCUUAGCUUGCACCAGGACAUUACAUAGACAUUUCUACCAUGGUGAUAAAAUUAAACCCCUGGCUCAUUAUGACACUGAAGAUCACACUAACCCUGUGUCAAAUGGACACGGCGAGUUUGAAGACUCAACCCUGCGAUAUACAUGAGAAUGUAACUACAAUGACAGUUGUGGUCAACUGCCGUGGACGUGGACUCAGAAAGGUGCCAAUGCUCUUACCGAACACAACCUGCCUUGAUCUCUCCGAGAACAAGAUCAAGAACAUAACAGCAGGAGAUUUCCGAGACCUGGCGAAUCUGACCAAUCUAAAUCUGAACUGGUUAAAUAAGAAUGAGAAGGUCCUUAUUGGAGUUGGGGUGUUUUCCAAUAUGACCAUGCUACGUACACUGGAGCUCAACGGGAUUGGUCUGAAGGAUGUUCCAAAAGAUAUUCCAAAGAAUCUGCGAGAACUAAAGCUGGUUGAGAACAAGAUCACCCGGUUAAACUCAACAUCAUUCAGGCAUGUGCAAAAUCUUUCAGUCAUUUACCUUUCAAAAAACUGCUACUACUGGAAUCCUUGCUCAAGUUAUUAUCAUAUAGAAGAAGGAAGUUUUUCUGUCCUUACCAAGUUGAAACAUCUUACGUUGUCUUACAACAACAUAACUCAUGUCCCUAAAGGCUUACCUGCCUCACUAAGAACUCUUGAGCUUGCUUCAAACAGAAUAUCGUACGUCGGAGAGCACGAUUUCCAAGGACUCGACAAUCUGACAAGUCUAAAGAUACAAGGGAAUUGUCCACGGUGUCAUAAUGCUCCAUAUCCGUGCACUCCAUGUAAAAAUGUUUCCAUUGAAAUUCAUCCACGAGCCUUUGCCGGCCUUGAAAAGCUGCGUAUUCUGCACCUUGCGGGGAAUUCAAUACAGAAAAUCGAUCCUACUUGGUUCGCAAACAUCUCAAAGCUCGAGGAACUCUACCUAUCGUUUAAUUUCUUGUUCAGUGCUGUUGCCGAGAACGUUUUCCUGAAUAAUCUACCACUGCUGACAAAACUCGAUCUCUCGUUUAACUAUGCCCUCAAGUGUUACCCAGACACAGUGAAAUUAUCGCCCAGCUUUGCGAACUUGACCUCUCUGAGGACUCUGCACCUUCGAGGUUUGGUUUUUCGAGAAAUCCACGAAGAGACCUUCAGCUCUCUGUUUGGUUUACGAAAUCUGUCGGUGUUGGAUGUAGGAAUAAACUUCAUUGUCCGUGCAAAAGCGGAUGUAUUUGAAAAGUUUCAACAUGUGAAACUAAUCUAUCUUUCAGAAAACAGAUUUUACCCGGUGAUUGUAAAUGGAGAGUUGCGUAAAGGCGUGGGCAUUGGUUUAAAAUCUAUGAUGCCAUCAAUGUCAGAACCUUUUCCUAAAGAUCAUUCUUUUGACGUUCCGAAAGAUCUCGUGAAACCAGAGUGCUAUGCUGCCGGACGUGUGAUGGAUCUCAGCCGAAAUAACCUGUUCUUAAUCUCUCCUGAACAGUUUGAAACAUACGGGAAAAUAUCUUGCCUCAAUCUCUCAAGAAAUGGCUUUGCCACGGCUCCCAAUGGAUCUGAAUUCACAUCGCUCCCAGACCUCAAAUAUCUGGACUUGUCCUUUAACAAAAUUGAUCUGGCAUACGAUUACGCCUUCCGAGAGUUACAGAGUCUUGAGGUGCUAGAUCUUAGUUACAACCCUCAUUACUUCACUGUACAAGGCGUGACGCACAAUUUGAACUUUCUCAAAAAUUUGCCCGCCUUAAAAGUGUUAAAUAUGAGCUACAACAGCAUCUAUACGUUAACCACCAAAACCAUGUCAAGCAAGUCUCUUCAAGAGCUGCAAUUCCAGCACAAUAGUCUCGGGAAGAUGUGGAGGGUGAAAGACAGCACCUACGAUAGGCUAUUCGAAGACUUGACCAAUCUGACCUAUCUUGACAUAUCCUAUAACUACAUCGAGAAGAUCCCUCCUAAAAUUUAUAAAUAUCUUCCCCGAUGCAUUCAAAGGUUGCAAAUAAGCCACAAUCACCUGACAAAUGUUAGUUGGGAAAGCUUGAGACAAUUCCCUAAUCUCCGAGAGCUCAUUUUAAAUAACAACAACAUCCUUAAAAUAUCUGGUAACUUGUCAGUUGAUGUUCCUUCUUUAGAGUUCCUUGAUCUGCGGAACAACCUUAUAUACGAGCUCUCCAGUGGAUUCCUCCUGGGAGCGGUAAACCUAAAGAAUCUUGAUCUCAGUCACAACCAACUCAUAACCAUCAACCAGUCCACGUUUCCAUCUGAAACCGAGAGAUACCUGAAGACGUUGUCGCUCAACGGAAACCCUUUCCACUGCACAUGCAACCUGCUUGAAUUCAUUCUGUGGAUUCGCAAGACUAACGUGAAGAUCCCCAGAUUGGUGACUGCAGUGACGUGUACCAUGCCAGAAGAGAGGAAAGGUUUAGCAGUGGUGCAUUUUGACAUUAAAGAAUGCAUUGAUGACCAGUUGGCCUUUCUGGCGUACUUCUUCUCAAUUGUUUGCAUCAUAUGCACUACAUUUGUGGCUGUCUCAAUGCACCUUUUCUACUGGGACGUUUCCUACUUAUUCUACUAUUUGAAAGCCAGAUUCACUGGGUAUAAGCACCUGAGCUCUGACAGCUGCCUCUAUGAUGCCUUCAUCACCUACGACACCAAGGACACGCAGGUGUCUGACUGGGUGCUCAAUCACCUGCGAGUGCAGCUGGAGGAACAAGGCGAGCGAUUCCUUCCCAUCUGUCUGGAGGAAAGGGAUUGGAUUCCCGGUUCUGCCGUUCUGGACAGUCUCACGCAGAGCAUCCAACACAGCCGCAAAACCGUCUUCGUCCUGACCGAGGGCUACGUGAACAGCGGCUCCUUUAAGCUGGCCGUGUUCCUGGCGCACCAGAGGCUCCUGGAGGAUAACGAGGAUGUGAUCGUGCUACUGCUGCUGGAGCCCGUGUUACAGCACUCACACUUUCUGCGGCUGCGCAGGCGUCUCUGCGGGCGCAGUAUCCUCGAGUGGCCGCAUUCACCGUCCGCCGAGGCCUGGUUCUGGCAGUCGCUGCGCAACGCCAUCCGUGUGGACAACCAGGCCAUGUACAGCGAGCUCUACAGCAGAUAUUUCACCACUAAGUAGAAGAAACGAAGCAUAAACCUGGUUUGAACUACAGAAACUAAAAUCAAAUUAUGUUAGAU
Messenger RNA from Carassius carassius (crucian carp), 3359 nucleotides. Its product is annotated as toll-like receptor 8. Bases 232 to 3300 code for a protein of 1022 amino acids. Gene Ontology annotation, molecular function: pattern recognition receptor activity; protein binding. The record is from RefSeq and is a predicted model, not a curated record. Gene Ontology annotation, cellular component: plasma membrane. The transcript has 3 exons. Gene Ontology annotation, biological process: defense response to virus; toll-like receptor signaling pathway; canonical NF-kappaB signal transduction. NCBI's taxonomy places the organism in Eukaryota, Metazoa, Chordata, Actinopteri, Cypriniformes, Cyprinidae.